GCAGGCUUUGGGCCUUGAAGCACUGUACAGAAGGAAUGGUAGGCCCGGAAGUCUUCGUUCGAGUUCACGUGCGAAUUGCGGACGAUGAGUUCUGGGGAAAGUUAACCAGCAAGGACAACGGUGAAACCGUUGAGAUCAUGGACCGCUCGCGGUCGCCGUCGCCGAGGCGAUAA
Symbiodinium pilosum is the source of this 173-nucleotide messenger RNA. The record is from the annotation of a GenBank genome assembly. NCBI's taxonomy places the organism in Eukaryota, Dinophyceae, Suessiales, Symbiodiniaceae.